AUGGAGAUCAGCAUCAGAACUGAAGCAGAGUCCCAGAGGAGCUUCAGUUCUGCAGAAUCUAUACAGCCUUCUUUACCAAGCAUUGACCAGAUGCUUAGGGCUUGGGAUAUCAGAGCUCAAGACUGAAAUUCCUCAAGGCAGUUAGGCAGAAGUGAGCCUUGUGGCUCUGCCAAAGACAAGCCCUGUAGAUUUAAAGGAAAAACACAAAACAAAAACAAACACAGGCAAAGUCACAGCAUUAAAGUCUUUGCCUUGAAGAAGCUGAGUGGAGAAGUGUGGAAAGAUGAAUGGACCGGUGGAUGGCUUGUGUGACCAUUCUCUAAGUGAAGAAAGAGCCUUCAUGUUCACAUCGGAAUCUGUAGGAGAGGGACACCCGGAUAAGAUCUGUGACCAGAUCAGUGAUGCAGUCCUGGAUGCCCAUCUCAAGCAGGACCCCAAUGCCAAGGUGGCCUGUGAGACAGUGUGCAAGACAGGCAUGGUGCUGCUGUGCGGAGAGAUCACCUCUGUGGCCAUGGUGGACUACCAGCGGGUGGUGAGAGACACCAUCAAGCACAUUGGCUAUGACGACUCUGCCAAGGGCUUUGACUUCAAGACUUGCAAUGUGCUGGUGGCUUUGGAACAGCAGUCUCCGGAUAUAGCUCAGUGUGUCCAUCUAGACAGAAAUGAAGAGGAUGUCGGUGCCGGGGAUCAGGGCUUGAUGUUCGGCUAUGCCACCGAUGAGACAGAAGAGUGCAUGCCGCUCACCAUCAUCCUCGCUCAUAAACUCAACGCCCAGAUGGCAGACCUGCGGCGUGCUGGGGUCCUGCCUUGGCUGAGGCCUGACUCUAAGACUCAGGUGACAGUUCAGUACAUGCAGGACAACGGCGCGGUCAUCCCUGUGCGCAUCCACACCAUCGUCAUCUCCGUGCAGCACAAUGAGGACAUAACACUGGAGGAAAUGCGUGAGGCCCUGAAGGAACAGGUGAUCAGGGCCGUGGUGCCAACCAGGUACCUGGAUGAAGACACCAUUUACCACCUGCAGCCCAGUGGGCGGUUUGUCAUUGGAGGUCCCCAGGGGGAUGCUGGCGUCACUGGCCGCAAGAUCAUCGUGGACACCUACGGUGGCUGGGGGGCGCACGGCGGUGGGGCCUUCUCCGGGAAGGACUACACCAAGGUGGACCGCUCAGCAGCUUACGCCGCCCGCUGGGUGGCCAAGUCCCUGGUGAAGGCAGGGCUCUGCCGGCGAGUGCUCGUGCAGGUUUCCUAUGCCAUUGGUGUGGCUGAGCCACUGUCCAUUUCCAUCUUCACCUAUGGAACUGCUCAGAAGACAGAGAGAGAGCUGCUGGAUGUGGUGAAUAGAAACUUUGACCUUCGGCCUGGUGUCAUUGUCAGGGAUCUGGAUCUGAAGAAGCCCAUCUACCAGAAGACGGCAUGCUAUGGCCAUUUUGGAAGAGACGAGUUCCCGUGGGAGGUCCCCAAGAAGCUCGUGUUCUAGAGCUGGUGGGUGCAGGGCCUGGCCUCGCCCUGGGGGCACCUGGCAGGCCGCUUUCCGCCUCCAGGAUCCUCCCCUAGAUUUCUCAGCCACCGAUUGCUCCCUGAGGAGUGCCUUCCCCACCCGCAGCCCCCUCCUGGGCUCCUGGCCCCUCUGAGGUAGCCCCAUCCUGUCAUCACUGCACAUGGCAGGGGGCAGGGGCUUCCUGAUCCUUGGAUCCGGUCUCCUCGUGAGCAUAGUCACCAGGCCCUGCCUUGCCCUCAGUACAAGUCAAUGUUAAUUUAGUGGAAAACCUGCCCCUUUCAAGAAUAAAACCCCUCCCUCACCUCCCCUGCCAGCCUGGACCCUGACCAGCACCUCCCAUUCCCUGUAUGUGCCAAGGUCAGCACAUCUCACAGACUUCAGGGCUCUGCUUGGGCCUGAACAUGCCGGGUCUGCCCUUCACAUCUGCAGCUGGUACCCUGAGCCAGAGCCUACAAAGGCCCUCCAUGGCUGGGCAUCUGCUGGGGCUGAGAACAGGGCCUGACGUCUCCUAAGCAUCUGUGAGGUGUGAGGGACUGGGCCAAUGAGUGAUUUCAUUUCUUCUUUACUGCAACCCGAGAGGUAAUGCUUCCUGUUAUCCCACUUACAUAUAAGGAUACUGAGGCACAAAUGGCUAGGUGACUUCCACAAGGCCCCACAGCCACACCUAUCAGGGCCUCGACAUCAGUCCUGGAGCUUUGACUCGGGAACCUAACACCCUCACCCCCAUCUCACGCCGGAAACAGGUUCAAGCAAUGACAAAGAAGAUUGAAAUGAGGCUGUGGCUCUGUCCUGAAGAUGCACGGUGGCUAGGCAAUAGGGGGUUAGCCUACUGGCUCUUGGUGAGCCCUGGACAACGAUCUGCAAAGUUAAGACAGAACGAAGGACUAUUUCAUUUGCCUCAUUAAUUUGAGAAGACAGUUCAGAGUGAGCUGGCUAUCCUGACCCCUGUGGUGGGGCUCUGGGAAUAAGAAGAAACCAUGUAAUCCUAGCCCCUGAUCACUCAGGACAUGCAAGGCUUGGGUUUUGUGGACCUCUUUCCAAGUCCAGUCCAGUCCUAUUUGGGCUUCCUGGAGCAAGAGAGCAGCUUGUCCAACAGGUGACCAGCAACUUAGACAGGGGCCGGAACCCUGUAUCCUUCAGGUCUCUCUCUUGGCCCUUUAUGCCCCCCGCAGUCUGAGUGCUACUGGAGUAAGUGGGCGAGCGCCUCAGGUGCCUCUUCCAAGAAGGCCAGGCCUAAGGCCCAAAUAUCCCAUGUGAAAUAAUGACUAGGGGAGGGUGUGACUCCUAGUGAGGAACAAGUUGGCUGCAACUGAAUGAGGAGAGUCUGCCUUUGUCAAGUGGUGUCUGGGGGUCUACUCCCGAGAGACCUGAGUGGUCCUCGGCAUGCCAGCCUCCUGGAACCUGCACAUUACCUCCCUUUCCAUCUGUGGCUGGCACUACCUACCCGCACCUGGGGCUCUGACAGCAUCGCUACCUUCUCCCCGCUCCCUGGACCGAAGGCUCCGGCCGGGGCCUCCAUGGGCCCCAGGAGAACCCUGUGGCCUGGGCUCUUUUCUGGGGCACACAGUGCUAAUUUUGGCUGGGGUAGUAGCCCAGGAAGCCUCAUCUAGGGAGCAGACAGCCUGCAUCUGGGCCCUGGGCCUAACGCACAGAGACCCGAGGCCCUCACUGUCUCUUCAGCUCAGAAGGAGGGGCCCAGUUACCAUAAAAAGCCAGAGCUCAUAUCUGAUACAGAAGCACUGGUCUCUGUGGGGCUCCUGGGGACUCAGGGAGUCUCAGGUUCCUUUCAGGAGAGGGGAAUACAGGUUUGCAGGCACUGAGUUCUUCUAACUUGGGCCAUAUUCAAAGUGAAAAUUCAGAAUUUUAUGCUUUCCCUACUCCCUAGAGAAAUGAGAUUUUUUUUGUCACCAUUGUUUAUGUGACACUAGAGCUUUUAUUUGUUAAUAUUUCCUAAUAAGACAGUGAAUAAAAACAGAAGGAACAACUA
This is a messenger RNA of Manis pentadactyla (Chinese pangolin), 3482 nucleotides long. RefSeq names its product methionine adenosyltransferase 1A (gene MAT1A). The transcript is spliced from 10 exons. Gene Ontology annotation, biological process: S-adenosylmethionine biosynthetic process. Gene Ontology annotation, molecular function: methionine adenosyltransferase activity; ATP binding. Lineage: Eukaryota; Metazoa; Chordata; Mammalia; Pholidota; Manidae. Bases 284 to 1474 code for a protein of 396 amino acids. The record is from RefSeq and is a predicted model, not a curated record. Gene Ontology annotation, cellular component: cytosol.